CAUGGCGGCGGCGGCGCGGCCGCUGGCGCUGCUCACCAGCUGUGCCGCGGGCUUCGCGCCCGAGGAGCUCGUCAAACGUAUCACAGGAAAAGAUGACCUUACUGUGGGUGCAGUAACAAGUGGAAGAGUGAAUUUCUACCCCUGGACAAUAGAUAACAAAUACUAUUCUGCAGAUAUCCACCUCUGUGUGGUCCCCAGCACAUUCCACGUGACUGCAGACAUUGCUGAGGCUGUGCAGGCAUUUGUGGUGUACUUUGACAGCACAACAGAAACUGGACUGGAGGGUGUCUCUGAAUGGCUUCCCCUGACAGAAGAGUGGCUGCCAGAAGUGAUGAUCCUGGUUUGUGACAGAGUGUCUGAGAAUGGUGUAAACAGACAGAAAGCUCAAGAAUGGUGCAUCAAGCAUGGCUUUGAGCUGGUAGAGCUCAGCCCUGAGGAGCUGCCUGAUGAGGAUGAUGAUUUCCCCGAGUCCACCGGAGUGAAGCGCAUUGUGCAGGCCCUCAACGCCAACGUCUGGUCCAACGUGCUGAUGAAGGGGGACAGGACCCAGGGCUUUGGUCUGCUCAGCACCUUGGCAGGAGCCAGCAGGAGCCGUGGCUGUGAAGAGACCCCCCAGACAGAAUCCAACCCAUCCCCAGGAGACAGGGAAGAGUCCCAGUCAGAGGGAGAGGAUGGAGCUGGCACCAACAGCCUGGAGCCUGCCAGUACUGCAGAUCCCAUGCUGGAAAUGGACAUCCAGGAGCUGGCCAGCCUGACCACGAGGGAUGGGGACCUGGAGAACUUCGAAAGGCUCUUCUCCAAGCUGAAGGAAAUGAAAGACAGAGCUGCCACGCUGCCCCACGAGCAGAGGAAGCUGCACGCAGAGAAGGUGGCCAAAGCCUUCUGGAUGGCAAUUGGAGGGGACAGGGACGAGAUUGAAGGUCUGUCCUCGGAUGAAGAGAACUGAGUUCCUCUGUGCUGGGAGUGCCAGAGCAAUCCUAAAGGAUGAUCCUUCCCUGAAUCAGUGCUCAUUGCCAAAACCCAUCUAGCUGUAGCUGCUUCCCUGGGUGACAGCAUUCCCCAAAUUCCACAUUCCACAGCACCUCCUGGCUCCAGGGGCUGUGCCUGACUGUCCUUCCUCCUCUCUCAGAGGACUUGGGAAGGUGACAGCGUGUGCUUCAAGGAAAUAGUGAUGAGUUUACAUUUUUCAAAUGAACAUUUUUAUGAUUUCCUCUCUGGGGUUUAAAUAAACAAAUGUGCUCCCAGUUCUCUCUGCACACAGGGCUGGGGCUUGGGAAGUGACUCCUGAGUUUGGAACUCCCAUUUUACAGCUCUGGGGCUCUUGGGUGGUUUUGUGGAGCUUUUCCCAGUUCACAGUGCCUGGAUUUGGAUGGGCCACGAGGAGGAAGCUGCUGAGCUGUGGCAGGGCUGGAGCUGCCAAGUGCCAAAGCCAUUCCGAGGGCUCAGGUUCUGUUUGGAUUUGGCCUGUGCAAGGAUGGGAGCCUUCCCUGGAAUGUCAGGUGUUCCACUCCCUGGAUUCCCCCUAGAAACAGAACUGGGGAUGAAAUGCCAGGUUUGUGCUGCUGCUCUGGGGUGGAAUCUCUGCCCAAACCUUGUGCCAGGCCUGGCAGGAGGCACAGAGCUGCUUUGGGAUCCCAAUCCCCUGGGUGCCCCUGUCUGUGCUCACACUCCUGUGUGCCCAUGGAAUUCCCUUUUCCUGCAUCAAUCCCUGUCACUCCCACAGCAGCACAGGGCUCAGGGCCUCUGGAAUUUGGACAUGGCAGGAAGGUGGAGCCUGCUGAGGAGGAAGAGGAGGGAGAUGCCAGCCUGGCUCCUCUGCUGCAGCCUGAUCAGUGGGAAGAGGAUCCAACAGAUUCCCAUAUGGAAGAGUCUGGCCCCAAGAGCUUUUCCUUAUCCAUCUGAAAAUCCCCCCUGCUAAGCACUCUCAGUUAGGAAUUUCAAAAUUCACUUUCUCCCAUGUCCCCUGAAUUUUUGAGUCCCAGGACAUGGGUUUGCCAUCCGUUAUUGGAUGCUUUACAUCCUGCAGGCACUUCCACUGUGCUCCUUGAGUUCCCUUUUUCUUUAUGAAGCAAAGGUGAAUGUAAAUCAGCUCCUUGCAAUGCCGGGAAUAAUUUCCUGGGUCUGAACUGCAGCAUUUAAGGACAGGAG
Messenger RNA from Ficedula albicollis (Collared flycatcher), 2148 nucleotides. RefSeq names its product alpha- and gamma-adaptin binding protein (gene AAGAB). Bases 2 to 946 code for a protein of 314 amino acids. The record is from RefSeq and is a predicted model, not a curated record. Lineage: Eukaryota; Metazoa; Chordata; Aves; Passeriformes; Muscicapidae. The transcript has 10 exons.